This is a messenger RNA of Gymnodraco acuticeps, 3131 nucleotides long. It is a transcript of the gene fbxl15, whose product is annotated as F-box and leucine-rich repeat protein 15. The record is from RefSeq and is a predicted model, not a curated record. Gene Ontology annotation, biological process: SCF-dependent proteasomal ubiquitin-dependent protein catabolic process. Gene Ontology annotation, molecular function: protein binding. Gene Ontology annotation, cellular component: SCF ubiquitin ligase complex. The transcript has 5 exons. Bases 130 to 1011 code for a protein of 293 amino acids. Lineage: Eukaryota; Metazoa; Chordata; Actinopteri; Perciformes; Bathydraconidae.
CUGAAUGCAGCAUUGGGUUUGGGCUACACCUCAAACGCUUUCAAGAUGCUAAAUGAAAAUACGUUAUUUUGGCAUCUAUGUGAAGAACAACAACUGAUCACAAACUCUGUAUAGCACUGUUGACUCAGAAUGGAUGAAGAAGCUCAGAUGCAAACCAGAUGCCAUAUUUUGGACUUGCCCUGGGAGGAUGUUCUUGUUCCACAUAUUUUAUGCUUUCUGUCACUGCAACACCUUGUGAGCCUGCAGAGGGUGAGCAGGCAGUUCCACAGCCUCAUCCAGGUGUAUCUGGCCAACUGCAGGACUUUUGAUCUGUCCUCGAUUGGACCAUCAGUUCCCAAGGAAGCGUUUUGCUCCAUGUUAAAGGACAACAAAGUCCUCCACAGCCUGUGUCUUUCCAGUUGUUCUGAAUGGGUGACAGACAAGGAGCUGCUGCCAGUUAUCGGCCAGAACCAGCACCUGCAGAGAGUGGACAUGAGCAGCUGUGUUGGUCUCACCCGUCACUCCCUGGUGGCUGUGUCCUUGAGCUGCAUGCACCUCCAGCACCUCGGCCUGGCGCACUGCGAGUGGGUGGACAGCCUGUCGCUGCGCAGCCUGGUGGACCACUGCGGGGGUCUGCAGUCGAUCAACAUCACGGCCUGCCGCCAGCUCAAGGACGACGCCAUCUGCUACAUGGCCAAGAAGUGCUUGAAGUUGAGGUCUUUAUCCCUGGCAGUCAACGCCAAUGUCACUGACGAGUCGGUGGAGGAGGUGGCCAAAAACUGCAGGGGCCUGGAGCAGCUGGACCUGACAGGCUGCCUGCGGGUCAGGAACCAGUCCAUCAGGACUCUUGCCGAGUAUUGCCCGAAGCUGCAGUCCCUGAAGGUGAAUCACUGUCACAAUGUGACAGAGUCCAGCCUGGACCCUCUACGGAAGCGCAAUGUAGUGAUAGAUGUUGAGCCGCCCCUACAGAGGGCUCUGGUGCUUCUUCAGGAUGUGCUGGGGUUUGCUCCCUUUAUCAAUCUCCAGAUAUAGGCAAAGGGCCAUCACAGGUGUCUUCAUCAACAUCACAUGUGCACGUGAGUUGUUCUAAGAAACGUCAAGAUGUUUUACACUCAAGUUUAAAAAUAAUGUGGACAAAGAAUCUCAGUGGAAUGUGAUCAAAGAUGCAUAUUGAGGAUGAAGCUGAAAAUAAGUCUACAUUUGAAAAGACUGAAGAAAGCCAUGUACUUUUAAGAAUUGAUGUCUCAUGUCCAAAAGAUGUCACUGCACUUUCAUUUAGUGUUUUCAUAAUGUGGCUUUAUAGAGAAGCAGAUAUAGCCAUAGUAAAGUGAAUUGUUUUGUUGUUUUUUAACCAAAGUUUACUUUGACCAUAUGACAUUGUAAGAAACAAUUAUUUUAUGUUUCAUUUAGGAGCAUUACAAAUGUUUGAGUUUAAUUAAACAUUUCAUUUUGCAUGUUUAUGACGGUUUAAAGGAUAAAUUCACCCAGAUCACGCAGAAAACAUUUUCUCACUUACGAUUUUAUGUGUCCAUGUUUUUAUUAUCUGCACCACUGAGUCUUCUGAUUUUACCACAAUACAGUGAAGAUAAAUGCAAUGUUGUUAGUGGUGCUGUCUAGUGUCUUCCAGAAACGAUCCACAGACUUCUCUGUGAACCCUUUUUAAUUGUUUCCUAAUGCAAACUGUGUUGCUCUCAGUAACACCAAAACUAUCUGCAUGGCUAAAUGCAGAGAUUUGUGAGAGAAAUGUUUUCAAAAUGUGGUGAUGCGGGUGAAGUACCCCUUAGAACCAUACCGUUAAUCAACCCAUUUCUUUUCUUUUAAUUAAGAAUGGGUUUUUAUUAAGAAACAUUCCCGUUUAACACUUGAAAUGUAUUUUGUAAAAAGUACCUAAAUAUCUGUUGCCUAACAAAGCACUUGGAGGAUGUAAGAAAUAUUAAAUUCCAAAAUAUCAUAAGAAUGGACUGUUGUCAAUAUACUACUAUAUAAAUCUUCUUCAGUGUAACAUCUGGAUGCACAAUCCAUCCGUUUCUCCUAUAAUGUUGAAUCCAACACCUCAAAGAACACAUCUAAAACCAAUGCUCUCUUUUGUUUUCAAAUUUAGAAUUUUUAAAAUAGCUUUUUUUUAAGGAAACAUGCGGGCAGAGCCUUGUGUUGCUUAAAACUACCAACUCUACUGAUUUCAUGUAACAAAUAAAAUAAAACAUAGAAUUAUAUAAUCACAUUUAUAAAGAGAGGUGUUACUGUGGCUCCCUUUUCAACACCUGUUAGGAAAAGUAAGUGUUGUUUCUCAAAGACCAAAAAAGUUAGUUUUUUUAGGAAUAACUUUGUGUUUUCAACAAGAAAAUAGUGACUAAUGAGUCCUACUUUUUUAAUUUGAGCUUUCUUAAUAGAUGAAAAUGAAAAAAAAUGGCCCAUAACUUUUAACUUUCUCCUGUAAUUCCUUUUAAUUCCAAGUGUAAGAGGUUACUGUCAAAACAUUGCAGUGGUGGAGCAAAAGAUGGCUCUUUAUCUGUGUUGUGACUCAAAGUGACACAAGGUGGCAGCAAUGAGUCAGGAAAUGUGUCUAUUUUAAUUCUGUUUGAGAGAUUGCAUGACUUCAACACUACAUCCAAGAAAAGUAGUAGUUUACAAUGUUAAAUAGGUCCGAGCACAUCACCUGUGUAAAUACUUUGAAUGUCUUUUUCUAAUAUUUAAAGAAGAAGUGUUCAAAACUAAUGUUUGAUGGUUUGGGGGAUUGUGAAUAUAAACAGCUUUACGAUAGUUUAACACCGGAUGCAGUGAAUGCACAAUAAGAAUGAAUGCUUCCCCUUGUUCAACAUCCAUGGUACAGUUUCCUCUGGUGGUCCGAUUGGCCGAUAUAUUGUAACUCUCCUCUGCGACAGCACAACAGGUCUAUUUUCCACUUGAUGGCAUGGUUUACCCCAUCUGCUGCGUGCUGUCCACAAAGCUGCGUUUGCACCAACAGAGAGUUGUGUUUGGAGGGCUUCAGGGAUCGACCAGCGUCCUUCUGUUAGCUGUGCUCAUCAUCAUAUUGUACCGCUGUGCCUCCGAAGACACAUCACAGUGUCAUUAGUUAUAAAGUCAAUCUUGAAAUUUCAAUUCUUAAAGCAUAUCAUGCAGUAAACACUCUUUUAAAUAAAAAUGAGCACGUU